AGGGAGGGUAGGCAUUGAAUGACAGUACGCGGUGUGGUGUGCAGUGGACACGGAGGGCAUACCCGGUCUGCCCUAUAUGGUUGUGGAAUUAGCUCCAUGCUAAUAUCGGCAGGAGAGGCAAAGCAUCGCGUUUCUAUCUAGCAUACUGCCUCUCCAGUCAGUGGUGGCUUUCAGAGUCUAAACAGGCUCCUUCGCAGCCAUGGCUGAGGGCGGGGAAGGGGAAGAUGAGAUUCAGUUCUUGCGAACUGAUGAUGAGGUGGUGCUGCAGAGUGUCGCCACCAUCCAGAAGGAGAAUCGCAAGUUUUGUCUGUCCGUGGAGGGACUCGGAAAUCGACUAUGCUUCCUAGAACCUACAUCUGAGGCUAAGUAUGUUCCUCCAGACCUGUGUAUCUGUUGUUUCAUCCUGGAGCAGUCCCUGUCUGUCCGGGCCCUGCAGGAGAUGUUGGCUCACACAGUGCCUAACAACGAGGGGAGGUUGUUGAGGAGGGCGGCCCAGGGAGGUGGACACCGGACCCUGCUCUAUGGUCACGCCAUCCUCCUACGCCACUCCUUCAGCGGAAUGUACCUGACCUGCUUAAAGACAUCAAGAUCGUUGACAGACAAACUGUCGUUUGACGUGGGAUUACAAGAAGAUUCAAUAGGAGAGGCAUGUUGGUGGACCAUCCACCCUGCGUCCAAACAGAGGUCAGAGGGAGAGAAGGUCCGUAUCGGAGACGACCUCAUCCUGGUCAGCGUGUCCACAGAGAGGUACCUGCACCUGUCCAUCUCUAAUGAUAGUUUUCAGGUGGAUGCCUCCUUUAUGCAGACUCUGUGGAACGUCCAGCCGACCUGCUCAGGAAGCAAUGUGGCUGUAGGAUUCCUGUGUGGUGGUCACGUGAUGCAUCUUUGUCACGGGCAUGAUGAGAGUCUGACCAUACCUGGAUCAGAGGCCAGCGAGAUGGAGCAGAGGAUUGUGAACUAUGAGAUGGGUAAAGGAGCAUCCAGGGCCCGCUCCCUCUGGAGGCUGGAGCCCCUCAGGAUCGGUUGGAGCGGUAGCCACAUUCGCUAUGGGCAGGCGUUCCGUCUGCGUCACCUGUCCACCGGUCACUACCUGGCGCUGACCGAAGAGCAUGGUCUGGUCCUGCAGGAGAGAGAGAAGUCCGAUACCAAGUCCACCGCUUUCUGCUUCAGGGCUACCAAGGAAAAGAUAGAGUCGGGUACAAAGAAUCGAGACAUAGAAGGCAUGGGAGUAGCAGAGAUCAAGUAUGGGGACUCAGCCUGCUUCGUGAUGCACGUGGCUACAGGGCUGUGGCUGUCCUACCAGGCGCCUGAUGCUAAAGCCUCCCGUAUAGGACCCCUGAAGAGAAUGGCCUGUCUGCAUGCUGAGGGUCACAUGGACGACGGUCUGACCCUUCAGCGUUGUCAACACGAGGAGGCGCGGGCUGUACGCAUCAUCAGGAACACCACCGUCCUCUUCAGCCACUUCAUCAAGGGUCUUGACAGUAUAGGGGGGGAUAAGAAUGUGGAGGUGUCCCUGCCUAACUUUGACGAGGUGUUGCAGACUCUGGAUGAUCUGAUUGAGUACUUCAAACAGCCCGACUCAGAGCUGGAACAUGAGGAGAAACAGACUCUGCUGAGAUCUCUCAUCAAACGACAGGACCUCUUCAAAGACGAGGGCAUGCUGGCCCUGCUGGUAAAGUGCAUCGACCGUCUCAACCUGUACAACAGUGCUGCCCACUUUGGAGAGCAUGCUGGGGAAGAGGCUGGGGCGGCAUGGAAGAACAUCCUCAAUCUACUCUACCAACUACUGGCCUCUCUGAUCAAAGGGAACCGGAACAACUGUACCCAGUUCUCCAGGAACCUGGACUGGCUGGUCAGCAAGCUGGAGAGACUGGAGUCCUCAUCAGGUAUCCUGGAGGUGCUCCAUUGUAUCCUGAUAGAGUCUCCAGAGGCUCUGAACAUCAUCCAGAAAGGACACAUCAAGUCCAUCAUCUCCCUGCUCUACAAACAUGGACGCAACCACAAGAUCCUGGACGUCCUGUGCUCUCUGUGUGUGUGUAACGGGGUUGCAGUGAGAGCCAAUCAGAACCUCAUCUGUGAUCACCUGCUUCCCAAGAGAGACCUGCUCCUCCAGACACGAUUGGUCAAUGACGUUCAGAGUAUGAGGCCUAACAUCUUCCUAGGAGUGGCGGAGGGUUCAGCCCAGUAUAAGAAGUGGUACUUUGAGCUGAUGAUCGACCAGGUGGACCACUAUGUGACCAGCGAGCCGUCCCACCUGCGAGUGGGCUGGGCCUCCACUAAGGGUUAUGCCCCCUACCCGGGGGGUGGAGAGGGCUGGGGGGGCAACGGGGUGGGUGACGACCUUUACUCAUACAGCUUUGAUGGACUCUACCUGUGGUCAGGCCGUAUCUCCCGGGCGGUAGCCUCCAUCAACCAGCACCUGUUGAACAGUGAUGAUGUAGUGAGCUGUUGUCUGGACCUGGGCGUUCCCUCCAUGUCCUUCAGGAUCAAUGGCCAGCCAGUACAAGGCAUGUUUGAAGACUUCAACACCGACGGAUUCUUCUUCCCCGUAGUCAGCUUCUCUGCAGGGGUCAAGGUGCGUUUCCUACUGGGUGGUCGUCAUGGAGACUUUAAGUUCCUGCCCCCGGCGGGUUACUCCCCAUGUUAUGAGGCCCUGCUCCCCAAGGAGAAGAUGAGGGUGGAGCCUGUGAAGGAGUACAAGAGGGACCAUGGAGGGGUCAGGGACCUACUGGGGACGACACAGUUCCUCUCCCAGGCCUCCUUCAUCCCCACACCUGUAGACACCAGCCAGAUUGUUCUGCCUCCUCACCUGGACCACGUGCGUGACAGACUAGCAGAGAACAUUCAUGAACUGUGGGGCAUGAACAAGAUCGAACUGGGCUGGUCCUAUGGCAAGGUUCGAGAUGACAACAAGAGGCAGCACCCGUGCCUGGUGGAUUUCACCAAGCUGCCUGAAACUGAGAGUAACUAUAACCUGCAGAUGUCUAGCGAAACUCUCAAGACCCUGUUGGCGUUGGGAUGUCAUGUUGCACAGACCAACGUUAACGCUGAGGACGAUCUGAAGAAAGUCAAACUGCCCAAAGACUAUGUGAUGUCUAACGGGUACAAGCCAACGCCGCUGGAGCUUUCUGAGGUGAAACUGACAGCUGGUCAGGAGGUUCUGGUGGAUAAACUGGCGGAGAACGCCCACAACGUGUGGGCCAAGGACAGGAUCAAACAAGGAUGGACCUACGGCAUCCAGCAGGAUGUGAAGAGCAGGCGUAACCCUCGUCUGGUGCCGUACGCUCUGCUAGACGAGAGAACCAAGAAGUCUAACAGAGACAGUCUGAGAGAGGCCAUCAGGACCCUGGUUGGAUAUGGCUACAACAUCGACCCCCCAGACCAGGAAGCCUGUCAUAUUGUGGAGAGGCAGAGCAUUGAGACGAUCAGGUUCUUCCGCGUAGAGCAGACGUAUGCAGUGAAGACAGGGAAGUGGUACUUUGAGUUUGAGGCCCUGACCGGAGGGGACAUGAGGGUUGGCUGGGCUAGACCAGGCUGUAGAUCAGACUUUGACCUGGGCAUGGACGACCAGGCUUACGUCUUCGAUGGAUACAAGGGUCGUCGUAUGCACAUGGGUGCGCGUUUCUUCGGGCAGUCAUGGAACAAGGGAGACGUGGUGGGCUGCAUGAUCAACAUGGAGGACAAGUCUAUGGUCUUCACUCUCAAUGGAGAACUACUCAUCACUAACAAGGGAUCAGAGCUCUGCUUCGUUGACUUCGAGACAGACGAUGGCUUCAUCCCAGUGUGUUGUCUGGCCCAGUCUGAGAUUGGCCGAAUGAACCUGGGGAAGGACGCCAGCACCUUUAAGUACUACACCAUGUGUGGCCUGCAGGAGGGCUUCGAACCCUUCGCUGUCAACAUGAACAGAGAGGUCACCAUGUGGUUCAGCAAACGCCUGCCUACCUUCGUCAACAUCCCCAAGGACCACAACCACAUCGAG
This is a messenger RNA of Coregonus clupeaformis (lake whitefish), 3979 nucleotides long. Its product is annotated as ryanodine receptor 3-like. The transcript is spliced from 30 exons. The record is from RefSeq and is a predicted model, not a curated record. Gene Ontology annotation, molecular function: ryanodine-sensitive calcium-release channel activity; protein binding. Gene Ontology annotation, biological process: calcium ion transmembrane transport. Gene Ontology annotation, cellular component: Z disc; calcium channel complex; sarcoplasmic reticulum membrane. Lineage: Eukaryota; Metazoa; Chordata; Actinopteri; Salmoniformes; Salmonidae. The annotation marks the transcript as partial.